Molecule: messenger RNA, 637 nt
Organism: Aspergillus uvarum CBS 121591
Lineage: Eukaryota; Fungi; Ascomycota; Eurotiomycetes; Eurotiales; Aspergillaceae
Product: CybS family protein
Exons: 5
Coding region: 1-522 (173 amino acids)
Biological process (GO): tricarboxylic acid cycle; mitochondrial electron transport, succinate to ubiquinone
Cellular component (GO): mitochondrial envelope; membrane
Molecular function (GO): heme binding; ubiquinone binding
Source: RefSeq, a predicted model, not a curated record
AUGGCUUCAAUUGCGCGCCAGUCGCCCCUCCUCCGGCAGUCCUGCCUGUCGGCCUUCCGCGCCCCUUGGGCCUCGAAGAAUGCCGCCGGCGUGUCGCAGGUCGUGGCCUUCCACGCCUCUGCCAACAAGCAGAUUCUGCCUCCUCUGCCUCAGUCCAUCCAGGGAACCAUGAACGACCCUGCUCCCAUUCCUCACCCCCACCCCGUCCACGGUAGCUACCACUGGACCUUUGAGAGACUCGUCUCGGCUUCCCUCGUCCCUCUCUGCAUUGCUCCCUUCGCCGCCGGCUCUGUGAGCCCCGUCUUGGACGCUGUCAUCUGCUCCGCUAUUGUCGUUCACUCUCACAUCGGUUUCGACGCCUCUAUCACUGAUUACUUCCCUGUCCGCCGUGUGCCCAAGACUGCCGCAUUCAUGAAGUGGCUGCUACGUGCCUUCACGCUCGGCACAGCCGUUGGUUUGUACGAGUUCGAGACGAACGAUGUUGGUGUGACGGAGGCUAUCCGCAGGGUGUGGAAGGCAUAAAUUCAGGGUGGUGUUCGUGUUUGAUGUUUGUUCUGUUUAAGGCGUUUUUGCCUAUGUAUAUGCUGUCUUCUUUUUUCUGGUAGACGCCAGUACUGGAAUCCUUACUACCCUGGAG